AGCAUACCAGCGAAGAAGUAUUCAAUCCCUCACUGGAAAUGGCGCCCGACGAUGGCGAAGCUUGAAGUUCCUUGGAACCUUUCAUCCAUCGGAAACGCCGAGCAACAUUCGUACCGAUCUGACUGUGACGGGCAACAGGCGGCACAUUUGCCUUCGUGGGUCCCGAUAAAAGCCGCCAAGAGAGGGGAAGUUGGCCAUGUAUGAGCUAACAGCGCAGGUCACCAGCAGCCUGCUGCCUUUCUCAGCAGUGACCCCCGAUGGCCCCCUUGGAGAGGAUGAGAUAACGGGGGACUCUUUGCUUCAAGGCAGGUUUACCGUUGGCCGUGGAGGACACGCUUGGCUCGCCUGUGGGCCCCAUCUGGAGUUCGUCCACGCACUGACCGGAGAACGCCUGUCUGCGUACCGCUUCAGUAGCGAAGGGGAGCACCCGCCGAGCAUCCUCGCCGUGAGGGACUUCAGAUGGCUCAAAAGGUCUGGGUUGUUGGUGGGCUUGGAGGAAACAGAAGGGAGCGUGCUGUGUCUUUAUGACUUGGGACUGUCCAGAGUGGCCAAAUCUGUGGUUAUCCCAGGAAGGAUUACAGCCAUAGAACCGUUAGUGAGCUAUGGUGGAGCAAGCACCUCCACCCAGCACCUCCACCAGAGUCUUCGCUGGUUCUUUGGCAUUGCCGCUGUAGUAACGGAUCUCGGCCAUGUUCUGCUCGUGGACCUCUGUCUGGAUGACCUCUCUUGCAGCCAGAGCGAGCUGAAAGCUUCAGGUUUGCAAGUAGUGACCAAAACUCCAAGAGAGAUUCCUAAGCUUCGGGAAUUGAGCAGCAGAGAGGGCAGACAUCUUUCCCUCCAAUUAAAUGGGCCGAGUGGUGUGUCAGCCACAGCACUGCACUAUAUCCCAAGAACAAACCAACUGGCCGUUGGCUUCUCUGAUGGCUACUUGCAGCUUUGGAACUUGAAGUCUCUCAGAAAAGAAUACCACUCCCAGUUAGAUGGUGGCAGAGUGGCCGUUCAUGCCUUCACUUUCCAGGAGCCGGAAAAUGACCCCAGAAACUGCUGCUACCUCUGGGCUGUCCAGUCUUCUCAGGAUCAAGAGGGAGAUACGAUCAGUCUUCGGCUGCUACAGAUGGCUUUUAGUGAGCGGAAGUGUCUAGCCUCAGGGAAGAUCCUCUAUGAGGGUUUAGAGUACUGUGAGGAGCGGUAUAGCCAAGAGCUGAGUGGCGCGGCUUUUCCUGUCAGAGCCCAAAGCACCAACACCCGCCUGCUGUGCUGCCAGACCAUUGAGAAAUUCCGACCCCACCCAGACAGGGACGACAGCAUGAAUGAAGUUGCAUCUCCAGACACCAGUGUGGCCAUCUUCAGCUGGCAAGUCAAGGCCUAUGGACAGGGGACGCCAUCUACUUACAUUGGGAUUUUUGACAUCAACCGUUGGUACCAUGCACAAAUGCCUGACUCAUUCAGAAUGGGCGAGUCUUUGCAGAACUGUCCCUACCUUGCAGUUUGGUGUUUGGAUCCAGUGACACAAAUGGCUUCGCCGCAGACCCUGCUCGAUGUUGUAGUACAGGAAAACAGUCUCAGCAGAGGUCUGCCUUUAACUUUCCCCCCACCAGAACAGUACUUUAACCCGACCGCAUAUAACUUUGCUGCCAUCUGUUUAUUCAACUCUGGAAUUGUCCAUUCAACUUGCUCUGGAUAUCAGAAAGAGACCUUGAGCUUUUUGAAGAAAGCUGCUCCCUGUUCCAGGGACCUCAUCUCCAGCAGUUAUUCACGUUGCCUCAUGUCAGGCCUUCUGUCAUCUCGCCUCGCUGACGCCCACACCUCCAGCAUCUCGCAGGAGGAGCAGCUGGAUGCGAUCUUGUCAACUGCAUUGGAGACUAACUCUUUAGGACUUAUCACUGGUUGUAUAAAGCAGUGGACUGCAGAGGAACAACCUGGCUCUGCACUAAACCUGCGCUAUAUCUUGGAUUGGGCCUGGAACAAAGUGACCCAGACCAAGGAGGAACUGGAUGGCAUCUGUGCACCACUGUUCGACACCUCAUCCAACUUCACAGAUCCUCAAACCAUGCAGCUACUGCAGCACAGCCAGAGACUACUGGAAAAUCUCAGAACCAUCUUCCACUGUCUGCUCACCGAAGCGCAGGAGCUCACACAAAAUGGUCUACUCGGUCUGAUCAAUAAGAAUGUGGUGUCCAGUCUGAUUUCCAAGUACGCACAAGUGGUCCUCUGGUUCUGUCGCACUGGCCUGCUCCCGGAAGGUUCAGAUGUUGAUGCCAUGCAGAUCCCCAGGCCUUUCUACAGUCACUCAGUCAUCAGCAACUAUUACUCUAUUCGCAGGGAGGAGCUCACCAAUCUGGCAAAGAGCAAGUGGUGUGCAGACUGCCUGAUGAUUGACAGUUUGGUCAGCCAAUGUGGCGAGCAGUUGAGCAACCUUUGGAAAAGGGAUCAAGGUGGAACAGGACAGUACCCACCGCCUACCCUUCAUGCUUUGCUGGAUAUUUAUCUUCUGGAAAGCGUUGACGGGGCUGCAAAACAUGCGAUUGUAAUCUACUUAUUGCUAGAUGUCAUGUACUCUUUCCCCAGUAAGGAGGGAGCGUCAGUGGAGUCAUUUCCCACAGCGUUUGACAUCCCUAUCGGAUUAGUUAAAUUGGUGCAGGGCCUCUGGCUGUUGGACCACCGUGACCACCAGGGUUCAUUCGAGCUGCUCCUGAAUCCAGCCGCCUCUCAAUGCCACUUCGAGUGGCAGCAUGAGCGCGUCUUGCAAGCGCUAAUGUGCCAGGGCCAACACUCCUUGGCACUCCGCUAUUUUUACAUCACAAAGCCCCCCAUUUCCUCCAUCUCCCAGGCUAGACUGUGUCUGGCUGUACUGCUACACAACAGGUGUCUCAGUGAGGCAUGGUCAUUACUACGGCAACACUCAAGUCAUCUCAAUAUGGCCGAGCUGCACAGCUUCUUGUACGAGAGCUGCCAGGAACUGGGCCUCAUUGAAGACAUACUCAAACUGCCCCUCGGUCCCUCUGAACAGGAAACUUUGGAGAAGUUUCUCCAGAGUGCAGGUGGGCUCAAAAACAGGGAGAUAUUGUUGGUUCAUUACCUUCAGCGAGCCAACUACAUACCUGCCCUACGACUCAACCAGGCCCUCAAAAUGCAUCUUGUGAAUGAGCGUGACCCAACACUUAAAGAGCGAUCCAACACCCGCAACGCUAUAGUGGACCAGUAUGCAAAGGUUUUGCCCAGAGUUCAGAGGAAACUGGCAAUGGAGAAGGCCAAAACCUACCAACAUCCGAGCACCGUCCACAAAGAAGUGACUCGUCCACAGCCGCUGUCAACUAUCAGCAAGCGUUCUGCCAAUGCGAAAGUGAUUUCCAGAGCGGGCUUCAUCAACAAUGUCCUGAGCAAGAUUGAGGAGUUGUGGUUGGCUAAAGGAGAGACGACACAUUCUUCCCCUGAUAGAAAUCCGAGAACUCCUGGAUUCCAGAGUCCGCCAUCUAAGCCGACAUCUCAAGUCCAAGCCGAACCAUUCCUUGGAACUCCAAUUUCCAUGAGCUCUAAACGAAAAUCAAGGCUGAUAGACUUGGUGGUUCAUCCAUCCUGUCACACCCCUCGGCCUCUUCUAAGUCCUGCCAGACCUUCUUGGGCCAUUCUCAAAAGCCCCACUAAGGCCCCUGAAUUUAACCUUUUGCAAACUCCAUUGAUUGUGAAGCGUGCUCGUGCCCUGGCUACUUCCAGCACAGUCUUCUCAGGAUUCACACCUCAGUCCAUCCUCCGCAGUAGCCAGAGGCCCACUCCCAUGGCCACUCCCUCCGCAUCUCCUGGCCGCUCCAUCACGCCUCCGCUCCGCAGCAAAGAGAGCAGGAUCACCUUUAGUGAAGCGGCUCAGUCUCCUGAACCAGAAAAGGAUGUCCACUGGACCAACGGGAUGCCAGCAACGAGUGAGAUUAGCUUGCUCACCAGAGCAGCCAGCCCGUCUCACCCAUGUAAGACAUGGUCCGUUCAACUGGAUGAAGAUGAAGAAGCAGAUGUGCCCCGUGUGAAGUUUCUGCCUCCUGAAGGUGGUAUUCCGUCACCACAGCUGAGAUGCUCUAUCAGGGAAUCAUUUACUGUUCACGAAGCUGGAGAAUCAACCAAACCGUCGGAGGCGGCACACACUCGACUUAGUUUGAGCUUUGACGCCAGCCAGAGUUUCCAGUCAACAGACACCACUAUGGAAUACUACGAUGCUGCUCUCCCAGGUGACCAUCAACAGGAAGGCGAGCAUAUCAACACAGAAAAAGACGACGAUGUCGUGACCGUGAACCUCAAGUUUUCAAGUGAAACGAUAGAAUCCGAGCAAAACUCUACUUCACCUAUUCCCCUGCGGAUAGCGAGUGACGCCGAGCAUGAAGACCAUGAGCAGAAGGGCGAAGAGACCUUUGAAGAUGUGAUGGCGAUUGGUGUGGCACAAGAGAUUGACAACAAAGAAGAAGCGGAGUGCAAAAUGGAUGAUGAAGUAGACACUGAUUCCAAUAGCAAACAAGAGAAUGCUGAUGGAUUUGAACAAGAAGAAUCAUCCUGUCAUGGUGGUAAGAUGGUAGACAGUGCCCCAGAGACAGAAUCUCAGCCAUUGAUCACCGAGGAGAAUAUCACCGAGUCAGAAGUUCUUGAACCCACUGCUACUUUAGAACAGGUUAAAGCAUGUGGUGACUCUCAAGUGCUUACAUUCACGCAGCAUGUGACCACAUGUGAAGACGGCGAAGUCACAAAGUUCAUUCAGAGCAUGAAUGCAUUUGGAGAUACUGAAGCAACUCUAUUCACUGAGCCUGUGCAAACAUUUGGAGAUUCUCAACCAGCAGAUGUACCAGCAGAGAAUCUGGACCAAUCAAUAAAUCUGUCAGCCUUUGUGGAGGAACAUUUAUUUGGUAGUGGUCUGUCUCCUCCUUUGACCCGCUCUGGAAUCCAUGACGUAUCCCGGACACCCCCCAGCGGUGAGGUAGAAGAGGAAGAGCAGACUUCUGCUGAACCUCCACCCAUUUUCACCACCGAAAAAUCCACCUCCUCUGGGACGUCUUCUGAGGGUACCGGCACAGACUCCCACUCUGUUGUGAGUGUGAACGAAAGUGAAGAACUUUCAAGCUCCAAGUCUGGGGAGGAGGUAGACGACGAAGAGGAGGAGGAAGAAGCCGAAGAAGUUGGUGAGGAGGAGGAAGAAGAAGAAGAAUCUGAUGAGGCUGAGGAAGAGUGCAAUGACGAGGAGGACGACUCUGGUAGUGAAGUCGAGAUCAUCGAGGAGAUCCAAGGCAACGGGAGCCUGCGAGUCCCCCCACCAGACUCGGCCUUUGUCCACGAUGACGUCAAUCACUUCUUACCGAUGUUGUCGGAGCAGGAAGCUGCGGAGUUUUCUCUUAUGCCACCAGGUGUAGAGAUGAAGGUGGUCGGAGAGGAAAUGGAAGGCGAGGUAUUAAUGGUGAGACUUGGCGCUGAUACAGACGCGAUGGAGACGGCUGAGGGUGGGGCUCCAAGGUCCUCCUACGUGGAGCUUAAACCUUCAACAUCUCUCCUGGUCCCUCCCGAGCUUGUGGACGGCCAACAGGAAGAGAUCCACAGCGCCCCCCUCCGCCCGCCUGAGAUCCAGCAACCCGUCACGCCAGACGAGCAGCGGUGUGAACCUCAUGGCACCUUCUCGUUAAUCCUGGACAUGGAUGAGGAUGGCGAUAAAGAGGUGGCUAUGAUGCCCGUGGAGGACUAUCUGCAGUCAUCAGAACCAGUUGUAGUCGCCACUGAGGACCUGGUGACCCAACCAGACAUGAUUCUUCUGGCACCUGAUGCGAUCGAGUCUGAGAAGCUCAUUCAAGAUGAGACGAAGGAAAUUGAGUCAGUGGAUGUGGACAUUCAAAUCAACGGUCAGGCUGACCUACAGUACAGUUACACAGAGACAGAACUGAAGGUGGAAGACCCUCAAGAACAAAUAGAUUCCAAAGAUCUGGAGCCUGCCGUUCUACCAGACUCUGAGCCCUCGCGAGUGGAAGAACCUGUAUUAGUUUUGGAGGACAGAGAUGGUAAAAAUUCUGUAGUAGCACAAGUUGCCACUGAGGAGAUGGAACAAGAAGAAGGAAAAACUGAAUUUACUGUGGCCCUGAAAGAGUUUGAAGACAAUGAACCUGCUGAGGUAGAAGCAUCCGUCACUCCUGCAGAGCCCACAAGCAUUUUGGAGGAUCGGCAGCAGCAUCUGGCCCCCACAGAGCAGCAGAGCGAAGAACAACAUCCAAGUGAGACCAAAGCAAUUUGUGAAGAGCUUCAAGAAGAUUUCACUUCUGGCACAGAACCUGAAGAUCAUAUCGCGGAGACUUCAAUUUCUCAAAAGACACUUCAGUUCACUCCCACACGGAUGAGCACGCGAUCCAGGCAAACGGUUACGUUCAUGUCUCCCCUUCCUGAGGAACUGCCCAGUCGAACACAGAGAAACAAAGAGACCAAAGUCCGAGCCAGCACACCUCGGAGAAGCUCUCGCAACGCUGCGGUUGACCUUCCUCAAAUGCAGGACGCAAGUUCAAAGAAGCAGGACAUGGAUUAUGAUGAUGAUGAUGCGACAGCAGCUUUCCACACCUCCUCUGCUGCUUCUCCUUCUAGACGACGAGCUUCUCAAAGAGCAACUCCCGUAAGAACAAGAAAAACAAGUGGAAGCAAGAACAAACCUGAGGCUGGAGAGGAGGAACAUGAAGAUGUCCCGAACGCAAACAUUACCACAGAAGUAACCACCGGGAUUUCCAUCCCGGACAAACGCAGGAGCUAUCGCACGAGCACCCAAAGGAGGUCCAGUCGGAGAAUCCUUAACAGCGAUGAGGUGUUGCAAACAACACUGGAGGUAAUAAGAGAGGAUAAAAAAGAGCAUGAGGUUUUUUCACCCCCCGUCAAACCCAGCGCCAGAAAGACGAGGCUCAAACCAUUAGAGGAGGAACAGGACAGAACCCAGCCCAAAUCCAACUCGGGUAGAGCGACACGCCAGUCCAGGCGCCUCACUUUGAAUGGCACUCCGCAGAGUUCAACAAAGAUGGUGAGCAUCAGUGAUGGCGCAGACGAGCCCCCACCGAGCAAUCGCCGGCGGACAGCCACAGGCAAACUGCGGGACCACCCGGAGGAUGACCUUUUUUUACCGAAUACGACUUUAGAAACGGAUUCCGAAGCCCCAGUACCAGACGCCCUCAUCAAGAGGCUGCGGGACGAGGAGGAGAAGCCGAAAGUAGGUGUUGUCAAAAAAAUCUUCAAAACCAGGAGGACGUCGUCUGUGGAUGUGCUGGUGGUAGAUCCUGCGGAGGAUGAGGCCGCCCCGGGAGAGCAUUCAUUCCUCCGCUUGCCCUCACGAAGGAGAACAAGAGCAGCCAGCAGAGCAGCGUUUCCAAGUCCUACUAGCGACGAUGUUUCAGGUGGCGCCGUCACUCGCAACAAGAGAAGCGUCAAAAGUGCAUCAAAGGAGGAAUCGGCUUCGGAGGCAGACUACGGGGAAGACGACGAAGCAGCUUCCAAAAUCAGAAAAAUUGCCAAGCGAAAAACCAAAUCCACCUCAGAGCCACCUCCGCUCGUCGAAGCGGUUCUGAUCUCGCCAAUACCCAGCCCGGCGAUUCAGGCCCCGCAAGCCCAGAAGAGGACCAAGGAAGCAGCGCCUCUGAGGUCGUCCAUCAUGAAUUUGCGCCGUAAACGCAUCAUGGACAGUGUUUUGACCAAUCACGUCACGCGCAGGAAGAAGCUCUGAUGGAAAACGGAUUUCGACUUUUUAAAGUGAUGCUCGGCGCGUUUCGGGGAAGUUCACCAGUGGCCGUUUUGAUUGGGUUUGGUGCCAGCAACUGCCAGCUGCUAGUUAUUUACAAACAUUGUUAUUAAAAAUAAAAGUCAAGGGAGGCAGUAAAUCAGUGGUGUCCAAACUGUGACCCCCGAGGUCAUUUGCGGGCCGUGGUAUGACACGACAUGGCCGCAAUGGUAGUUUUUAAAAAAGUGGGUUGAAGCUUUUUUUUUUUUUUUUUUUAAACCCCCUUGGAGUGGGCCACCUACUUGCAAAAAUUCUUAUUGGCUGUAAAUCUCCGUUUUAAGAGCCCCAUGCAUUUAUAAUGGCUGUUGACGUUUUUUAUUUUUAGUCAGCCGAGCGGAGGUACAGUACAGUUUUUCUAGAUGUGCAAAUUAUGUACAAUUACCAUAGUAACAGCAUUUUUGUUUGAUAACGCUGUUUCUUGAAGAAAUAAUAUACAGUUGAGUUUGUUUUGGUCCGCUUCACAACACAUUGCUCCUGUUUUAGUUCUAAAUGUGAUUUUUUUUUUUUUUUUUUUUUUUUAAAUACAGUGUGGAUCUUUUCUAGUGGGCCCGAAACAUUUUCAAAUCCUAUUUGCCUUUUUCCCUUACCACAAAGUAUUUUCAAAAUGGCUACCAUGUCGGUUGAUUAAAUUUUCGCACGUUUAAUAAAUUUAAGUCAAACUUCAAAGGUGUAUGUGGCCUUCGGGGGGGGGGGUUUGGACACCCCUGUUUUAACUGCAUUCCUUCUCCAGUUUUUGUGGUUCAGUUUUAAACGAUGCGCUUCAGAAGAAAAGCAACCAAUAUUUUUAGCAAGUUGUAAUUUUAUUUUUUUUUUUCUGUUUAAAUAAAGUUCUAAAUAUAAAACUGUUCAUUAGUUUUUAUCAGACUGACAUUUCAUUUUACCGCUCGUCUUAAGUGUGGC
Molecule: messenger RNA, 8665 nt
Organism: Syngnathoides biaculeatus (alligator pipefish)
Lineage: Eukaryota; Metazoa; Chordata; Actinopteri; Syngnathiformes; Syngnathidae
Gene: ahctf1
Product: AT hook containing transcription factor 1
Exons: 40
Coding region: 197-7711 (2504 amino acids)
Source: RefSeq, a predicted model, not a curated record